Molecule: messenger RNA, 2154 nt
Organism: Schizosaccharomyces osmophilus
Lineage: Eukaryota; Fungi; Ascomycota; Schizosaccharomycetes; Schizosaccharomycetales; Schizosaccharomycetaceae
Gene: ase1
Product: antiparallel microtubule cross-linking factor Ase1
Exons: 2
Coding region: 1-2154 (717 amino acids)
Biological process (GO): mitotic spindle midzone assembly; microtubule cytoskeleton organization
Cellular component (GO): cytoplasm; mitotic spindle midzone; spindle
Molecular function (GO): microtubule binding
Source: RefSeq, a predicted model, not a curated record
AUGGAUAUGGAAAACUGCGAAGAUAAUAUUGUAGAGGAGCCAUACUUAAACGAGCAUGAUAAAAAUUAUACCUGGAAAAGCUUUCGUGAACAAGUAGAAAGCCAUUUUCAAAGGAUUGAAAGAUUGCACCAAGUUCUUGGAACUGAUGGAGACAAUUCAUCCCUAUUUGAAUUGUUCACGACAGCUAUGAAUGCCCAGCUUCAUGAAAUGGAACAAUGUCAAAAAAACCUCGAAAACGACUGUCGUCAGAAAAUUGAUACGAUUCGAUUUUUAGCGUCUUCCCUCAAGUUGGAUGACCCCGAUGCGAAUCUUUGCAUAAAUACCCCUUUAAUUCAAUGCCUAGAUGAACUAACUCACAUUGAAAGUCAGUAUUUGACUCAAUACGACAAAAAAAUGACUACUAUCAAAGUUCUAUAUCAACAGCUAGACCAAACGUGUAAACAAUUGGGAACGACAUUCGCUAUUCCUGAUUUCGAAAAUUCGUUUUUGUCUGAUGUUUCAGAUGCACUUUUGGAUUCUUUGAGACUGCGUAAUGAAGAAGCACAGAUGGAAUUAGGUUCUCGGCUUGAACUCGUAAACAAUUUGGAGUCUGAAAUUAUACAGUUAUGGAUGGAAACUGGAAUAGAAACAGCAGACGAACCUUCGUUCCAAGAAUUAAAAAACACACAUAUGAAUCGACCUCCCCAGUUUUGCGUUCCUCAGAUACUAAUUACCAAAUUAUACGAGCAAAAGGAUAUGUUAAUUAACAUCAAAGAAAAAUAUGUUAUGCAGAUAAACUCUUAUCGUAAUGAAGUCCAUGAUCUUUGGCAAAAGCUCAAUAUAAAUGCCGCUGAGUUUGCUCACCUAGAACAAUCAUCCGGAGUAUACCGAGAAGACUUGAUCAAAUGGGAGACAGAGUUACAGAAAUUACGGGAAGUGAAAAAACAGCACAUUCCUUUGUUUAUAGAGGACGCUCGAGGAAAAAUAAAGAAAGCAUGGGAUGUUUUGUUUUAUACUGAUGAGCAACGUCAUUCGUUUUCCGCUGCUUUCGAAAACAUUUUAACUGAAGAAUCGCUUUCAGCUCACGAACAAUAUCUGGAAUCCUUGGAAAAUGAAGCAAGAGAAAACAAACAUUUCCUGAACCUAAUAGCUAAGUAUUCUUCUUUGUUGGAAGGAAAGCGUGAAUUGGAUGCAAGUGCCAACGAUUCUUCUCGUCUCAUGCAAAGAGGGCGUAGAGAACCGGGUUUGCUUUUACGCGAGGAAAAAAUUCGAAAGCGCUUGUCGAGGGAUCUGCCUAAAGUGCAAGCAUUACUUAUUCCGGAACUUUCAUCUUGGGAAGAGAAAAGCCAGAGGCCCUUUAUGUUUGAAGGUGAGCAUCUUGUACAAAAGCUUAAGGACCCAUCUCAAGCUAAAUCGAUUACCCGAGCGAAUGGUACUUAUAAUUCCAAAGCUCCUACAACUCCUAGUCAAACUACAAACAAGUCACCUCAAAAGGGAAGGAUUGCUAAUUUGUCUACUCCUACUUCCAGAAGCAACCAUCGCCCAAUUGGCAGCCCUAAGACACCGCUGUCUAGGCAGAAAGCCAAUGAAUUCAAUACGGCUCGAUCGGUGAGUGCAGACGAACCACAAACUACUGCAUUCAGUAAUCGAAGGUUACCUGCUACGGGGCGAUUGGAUUUGAACAAUAAGUUCUCUGGAGCUCGGUCUCAGAGUGCUAGGCAUGAGAACAGUAAAACAACGCCAUCACCGGAUUUUGAAAACACCCCUCUUUUUGGAAGAAGUAAUACAAAAAAUACGCCAACACCUCAAAAUCCUACACAUGAUCGCCGUCCCCCAUUCUCAUUGCAGGCUCGCUCUCAAGUGACUCCUCGAGCCUCACCGAGAGUGGUUUCAAAACCUUCAUCCAACAGCCCGUCAAAGCCGACAAAUAACAACGAUCACAUGGUUAAAGAUGUUUCAGAAAAGUUUAGGAAGGCACGGCUUGAAGAAAAUGAUAUUGAUGAGACCUUAGAAGAAGAUGCAGAAAACCUUCCUUUUUCUCCAAUGAAAAUCUCUCCUAUAAAACCGGUGCAAGCAUCGCCACAAACUACGGAUAAGUUAGGACCCCUCAUGCCAAUGGAAAAUUUCACCAACUGCGCACCUAUGGAAGAUGAAUGGGGCGAAGAAGGGUAUUAG